This is a messenger RNA of Puccinia graminis f. sp. tritici CRL 75-36-700-3, 1168 nucleotides long. RefSeq lists its product as uncharacterized. The record is from RefSeq and is a predicted model, not a curated record. NCBI's taxonomy places the organism in Eukaryota, Fungi, Basidiomycota, Pucciniomycetes, Pucciniales, Pucciniaceae. The transcript has 3 exons. Bases 88 to 849 code for a protein of 253 amino acids.
AAGAAUGGCAUUUUUCCUAACCUGUUUGCACCCCUACUUGUUGUACGCUUUCGUCGCCCUCACAGAGUUCGUGAAGCAUCAGGAAAGAUGAACCCACCAUCAUUCGCCGAUAACGCACCUGCCAGCGGUGAUUGCAUCGUUUGGACUGAAGAGAAGCCCGCGAUAACUUGGGAAUCAUCUUUGUGCCAAAACGGCGCGUCGCCGCUCGAUGAAAAAGCCAAAUCCCAGGUACUGGGGUACUAUUCUUCACUGCUGUCUCCAAUUGAAGAAGACCUACCACCAAAAUACGAUUCUCGGGACAGAAGGGGCCAACCACACAUUCUCCACUCACUUUUACACACAAUCCGCUUCAUUCUCCUGGACCACCUCGUGAUCAAAGUACUGGUCGUCUAUCUUCUGAUGGUCUACACCGCUGGCAACAGGUCUUUGCUUUCCCCUUUUGCACCAUCGAAUUGGUCGAACGACGAAGGACUCUUGAGGUCUCACAGCCGUGAUUUCCUAACCGUUGAUAUUUACGAACUGUACGAUGACACGGAUGCCUGGUCUAGGAGCAUCUUGGGCAGAGUUGGGUCUGACAGUCCUUUGUUGACAUACUCAGAGAUGGAAUUGGUGGGCCAAGUCGAAUGGGAAGUAGAACCAGAGACAAACCCAGAUGAGGAAUUUGUCAUUGAAACCGAAUCAGCCGAAGAACAAGUGACUCCACCUCCAAAGGUCCCAAAGACGUUACCAUUACCCUUCCGCAGGCCGUCGCACGUCUUCAAUGAUCUACUUCGGCUCUACGACCAGGGCAAUCAUGGGUCAACGCAAUCCAGCGAUUCUAGGUCCCCACUUCAUGACACUCAAGAAUGAUAUGCCGGUGUUUUUCUCCUUCUAACACCACAAAUGCUAGCCCAAAUUUGGCGGUGCUGGUUGUAACACGGACCUUUACUUUUCAUAAUCUCACUUUCUUGAUAGACACAACACCAAAUUUCUUGAACCCUAUUUUUCUUGUUUGUUCGUGUAAACCCCUUUUCUUUUUUUCCGCGUGUAGAACUUCUUAAUAAUGAUAAACCAAGCGAUAAUCGGAAAUACAAGCCUCCCGACCCGAUUUCACCUUUCCCUUUGUAUCAAAACCCUUCUUUUAGGAAAACUUAAUUCUUCCAAAAAAAACUUCAUCUCAAAUGCCGAA